CAAGAAGGGAAGUGGAACAAACGCAGCAAAUAAGGCUAAACAAGCCAAACACCAACAAAGGAAACGGACCAAACGAAAGAAGGGGAACCGCUGCAGUCCCCGCAAUCUCUAAGUCCCCCAUCCUAUUGCCCAGAGUUCGGCAAGUUGAACUUGGAAGUACCCGGUGCCAAAUAAUAAGAGCAGCUCUGGAGUAACCAUGAAAUUGUUCGAAGAUGCGACAUCUUUCGAGAUAUUUCAGUCGAUCCUCAAAGUCGUUCCCCUCGAGGAUGUCUUCUUUGAGUGGUAAUCCUGACCUGUUCGAGUACACUUCUGGGCGCUUUUUAUUCAAUGAAGAGCUCCGCCGCGCCGAACGCCGUAUCCAAUUCGAUAUAGAUGCUCUUGCAAGGGUAGCCUGCCAUUCUGUUGGCCGCCACCUCAAUGGUGUGGCCUCGAUCACGAAACUCGCCGAGCCCGGCUUCAACCGUGUCUUGCAAAUCACCUUCGACGAUGGAUAUGCAAUUCUUGCAAGGCUGCCUUACAAGACGACUGUUCCAAAACAUUAUGCAGUGGCCAGUGAAGCUGCCACACUCGCACUUCUGCUUGCUCAUGGGGUCCCCGUCCCUAAAGUCCAGACGUAUUCUCCAGAUCAGACAAAACCCCGUUGGAACCGAAUACAUUCUACUUGA
Messenger RNA from Penicillium brasilianum, 665 nucleotides. The record is from the annotation of a GenBank genome assembly. NCBI's taxonomy places the organism in Eukaryota, Fungi, Ascomycota, Eurotiomycetes, Eurotiales, Aspergillaceae.